Nerophis lumbriciformis (worm pipefish) is the source of this 2487-nucleotide messenger RNA. NCBI's taxonomy places the organism in Eukaryota, Metazoa, Chordata, Actinopteri, Syngnathiformes, Syngnathidae. The record is from RefSeq and is a predicted model, not a curated record.
AUGUCGGGCAGUAAGGCGCUGGGCGGGGGGGCGAGGCGCAGGAGGACGCGGUGCCGCCGCUGCCAGGCGUGCACCCGUAGCGAGUGCGGCGAGUGUCACUUCUGCAAGGAUAUGAAGAAGUUCGGAGGGCCCGGGCGCAUGAAGCAGUCCUGCCUGCUCAGGCAGUGCACAGCGCCGGUGCUGCCGCACACGGCGGUGUGCCUGGCGUGCGGCGAGGCGGGAAAGGAGGACACUGUGGAAGGCGAGGAGGACAAGUUCAGCCUGAGCCUGAUGGAGUGCACCAUCUGCAACGAAAUCAUACACCCGCGCUGCCUCAAGAUGGGCAAAGCGGAGGGCAUCAUCAACGACGAGAUUCCCAACUGCUGGGAGUGUCCCAAGUGUCACAAGGAAGGAAAAACCAGCAAGGAGCAGGCAGACAUCUUGGCCAAGCGGCGUCUAGACAACGUGGAGCUGGGUUGCUGGAAGCUGACGGAUGAACCGCCUCCAAAGAAGGAGGCUGUAGCGCCCAGGCCAGACGGUGCCCAUAAGAGGAGGAAGGAGCAGCCACAGGACGGCGGCCCCAAAAAGAAGAUGAAGGCUGCACAUGAAAGACGCCUCAAAAAGAAGCCCAAACAAGAAGGAGCCGAGUCCAAUGGCCCCAUUCCCUCGGCGGGAGGGGCUCCUCAGGGCUCCGCGUCCUCGUCAACGCCGCCAGCCGAUGGUGGCGGAGCUUCUGGCGCCGACCAGCGUUCACGUCAUCGGGAAAAACUGGAACGCUUCAAGAGGAUGUGUCUCCUGGAACGCAGGCCUGACUCGUCUUCGUCCUCGUCAUCCAGCUCGGAGUCAGACUCUGAGUCCGACUCGGAUGACUCCCUUCGCAGGGGAGGGGCGUCCUCGCCCUCUUCGCCGCCGCCACCCCCUCCCAUCGCCCACGGCAAUGGAAGCCGCCCGGAGAGGUUCCGCAGCGAGCGGGACCGCCGCCUGGCGGAGUUGGGCUUCAGCGCAAGUGAAGAGUCGGAAGGUGAGGACGAGGAGCGGGAGGAGGAACGGGAUAAGGCCCGUCGGCGAGGGGACAGUGACGCUGGAGGAUCCCUGGUGCAGCGUGGGAGGAAAGCUGGCGCAUCGGACGCCGACCAGGACGAGCCGCCCCCUUCGGACAGACUGGGGAAAAUCUCCUCCCUCCCGCCGCCGUCGCCUCUCUCAUCCAAUCAGAUGGCUCCGUCCUCGCAGCGCAACAACGGGCAGGAGGCUCGCAACGGCCGCACGCGGGGUGAAAAGGAGAACGCCAGUGGUCCGCCGACCAAUCACAGACACGGCGGGGUGGGAGCGGGCGUGGCCAAAGGCAACAAAAGUCGUCCAAGGAACUGCUCCACCUCUAUCCCCACCCCCAACGGCGGGCGAGGCGGCGGCCCGCUAGUAUCGGUGACCGCGGCGUCACCGUGCUCGCAGUCGUCUCGCCUCGGCGCGGCAGGGCGCUCGCACGUAAUGAAGCGUAGCCCUCCAGCCGUGCCGUCGCCACCCCGUCCCGUCCAGAUGGAGCGCCACCUGGUGAGGCCGCCACCUGCCUGCCCCGAACCCAGCUGCCUUCCGCUGGACUCAGGCCGCGCUCACGUCAUGCCGCGCGAUGUGUGGCUGCGCGUCUUCACUUUCCUCAGCCAGCGAGAGUUGUGCCUGUGCAUGCGCGUGUGUCGCACCUGGAGCCGAUGGUGUUGCGACAAGCGUCUGUGGAGUCAGAUCGACCUGAGCCGCCAGCGCUCCAUCACGCCACCCAUGCUCAGCGGCAUCAUACGCAGGCAACCCGUCUCGCUGGACCUCGGAUACACCAACAUCUCCAAGAAACAGCUGCUUUGGCUCCUCAGCCGAUUGCCUGGCCUAGUGGAGUUGACGGUGGCCGGCGUUGCGUGGCCCGCUGUCUCCGCGUUGUGUCAGACAGUGUGUCCAUGUUUGCGUGUGUUGGAUUUGAGCGGCGUGGACGACUUGAAGGAUGCUCACUUGAGGGAGCUGCUGGCCCCGCCCCCUGACAGCAGGACCGCGCGCGAGGGAGUCGUCGGCGGUGGUGAGCUGCGGGCCGGCCGUUUCCACGGCGUGACCGAGCUGCGUCUCUCCGGGUUGGACCUGACGGACGCCGCGUCGCGUCUGCUGGUGCGCUUCGUGCCGCGCCUGGCCAAGCUGGAUCUCAGCUACUGCGCCAGCGUGUCGGAUCACAGCGUUGCCACACUGGCCGCACCUGCCUCGCCGCUCAGGCACACCCUCACACACCUCAACCUAGCAGGUUGCACCAAGGUGACAGAGCAGAGCGUGCCACUGUUGCGCCGUUGUCCGUCGCUGCAGACCGUGGACCUUCGCUCGUGCUCGCUCCUCUCCGCCGAAGCGGGACAACUUCUCAGCUUCCCCGCUCAGCCGUCCUCAUCGUCGUCUUCGUACUCGUCCGCUUCCUCUUCCUCCGCCGUUCUCGCUGCUACCACUUCCUGUCCCCCUGAUGACAGGACGCUGCUAAAGAGCAGCUAA